Messenger RNA from Drosophila sechellia, 6763 nucleotides. It is a transcript of the gene Mur89F, whose product is annotated as Mucin related 89F. Lineage: Eukaryota; Metazoa; Arthropoda; Insecta; Diptera; Drosophilidae. The record is from RefSeq and is a predicted model, not a curated record. Gene Ontology annotation, molecular function: chitin binding. The transcript has 6 exons. The coding region runs from base 297 to 6242 and encodes 1981 amino acids. Gene Ontology annotation, cellular component: extracellular region.
AAGCAGCGCCCCCUGAAAAUCCACAUCCUGGCGGCAGGAUUAAGACAAAAGUGAAAAAGUGUCACAGGAAAGUUGAAGUGCAAACAAAGAAAGUGCUAAACGACGCGAGAAUUAAACUCACAAAUAAGGACCUCACCAAAUCCUUAAAGAAAGUGCUAGCCCUUGGCCAUUUUGCACAGUUUUCUUUUUGGCCGGCGCUUUUCGGGGGAAACUGUUUCGGUGUCGGAAACUGAAGAACUCCCAAGGUUGCGGGCCCAAAAGCUGUUGUGACAUUUUUUUGGCAAAGCAGAAACGCAAUGGCGCCAAAGACGCCGCCAUUUUCACAGCUCGACAAAAUGGCGACAAGGACAUCCACAUCCAGUUGGCUCUGCCGCCUGCUGCUAUUCGGCUUUUGCAUUGGCGCCGCCGCCGCCCGAGACAUUCGAUCGCCGAUGGACCAGACAGACGUGGCCUUCUACUGCCCUGGAGAGGGUUUGUUUGCGGACGACUACGAUUGCCGGAUUUAUUACCGCUGCGAGCGGCGUUCCGGGCAGUACAUCCAACCCUAUCUGCUGGCCUGUCCAGAGGACGCGGUCUUCUCCCGCACCCUGCGCAUGUGUCUGCCACCAGCGAUGGCUGGGCGGGAUGAGUGCGUUGACCAGGCGAACGAGGUGGAUGGCGGCAGCAUGGAGAAGUGGGAGCAGGACGACUACGGACAGGAUGACCAUAAUGCGAUGCUUAACCUGGCCGUCACACCUGCGGCCAAUGAGCUGCGAACCUAUGCGUCCACCCACCGUCUGCCCACAAAUUACGGUCUGGCUGGUCUCAACGGUGUCUCUGUCAUAUCCUUCUCCAGCUCCUCAUCCCUGCGAGCUGUUGGAUCAGCGGAGGAGGACGGCAUAAUAUGCCAGGAUGAUGGCUUCAUGACCGAUCCCAGCGACUGCACCGUGUUUUAUCGCUGCAUCUCGAACGGCCGGGGCUAUAACAAAAUCGGCUUCCGGUGCUCAGAUGGCACGGCGUGGGACGAGUCCCUUCAGUCCUGUAACCAUAUGUUCGACGUACGUGCCAACGGAGGAUGCCGCAAUCAAGCUGUUCCACAGAACGACGGUUAUUACGCCGGCCAAACGUCAACACAGUCCUCGCAGACCAGUUACCAGAACUCAACCACAAGCAGUCAACAGAGCUCGUCCACCAGUUCCUCCAACUCCUCUCAAAGUUCCAGUUCCACAUCCAGCUCUACAUCCAAUUCCACCUCAAGUCAAGAGUCCUCUACAUCCAGUAGCAGUAAUCAGUCGAGCUCCACGUCUAGCAACCAUCAGGAGUCCAGCUCGGAAUCCAGCAACAACCAGGAGUCCAAUUCGGGAUCUAGCAGCAAUCAUGAAUCUAGCACGACUUCCAGCAGCAUUCAAGGCUCAAGCUCUCAAAAUGCUGGCAGCAGCAACCAAAACCAAAGCUCUGGCAGCAGUCAACAACAACAAAACAACAGUGGAUCUAAUAAACCCGUGCCCACCGAGUGCGAGGAUGAAAAUACUUAUAUCCCGGAUAAAGAAGACUGUGCUAAAUUCUACAGAUGCCGCCAAGAUAAAGACGGAAAAUUAGAGCAAGUGCCUUUCACCUGUGGUCCCGGUACGGUUUGGAACCAAAUGGACAAGGUCUGCGAUCUGCCCACUGAGGAUCAAAAGAAGAAGUGCAACAUUCAAUCGGCUUCAUCGAGUGGUAGUAACAUCUCUGGACAGCAAUCUAGUGGAAGCUCCUCCAACAACCAGAGCUCAUCUAACAAUCAAGGAUCGUCUAGCAAUCAAGGUUCAUCCAGCAAUCAAGGAUCGUCUAGCAAUCAAGGCUCAUCUAGCAAUCAAUCUUCCAGCAAUCAGAGCUCAUCCAGCAAUCAAGGAUCUUCUAGCAAUCAAGAAUCGUCUAGCAAUCAAGGCUCAUCCAGCAAUCAAGGCUCAUCCAGCAAUCAAGGAUCUUCUAGCAAUCAAGGCUCAUCCAGCAAUCAAGAAUCCUCAAGCAAUCAGUCCUCCAAUCAAAGCUCAAGUUCAUCUUCUAGCAAUCAGAGCUCCUCAAGCUCAAACAACAAUUCCACGAGCACUCAAACAAAGCCAUCCAAUCCCGAUGGUGAAUGCCAAGAUACGGAAACAUAUUUGGCUGAUAAGAAGGACUGUGCCCGAUUCUAUCGAUGCGUAGAGAAUGGUAGCGGUGGCUUCAAUACUGUUCCUUUCGAUUGCUCCCCUGGAACGGUCUGGGAUCCAGAUACGAAGGGAUGUAACCAUCCAACAGAUGUGCAAAAGGAGCAAUGCAAGGCUAUGGCCAAUGGAAGUGGAUCAUCAUCCAGCCAAGGCUCCUCUUCUAACCAGGGAUCAUCCUCAAGCCAGGGAUCUUCUUCCAAUCAGGGAUCAUCAUCCAAUCAGGGUUCCUCUUCCAACCAAGGAUCAUCUUCAAAUCAGGGUUCCUCAUCUAACCAGGGAUCAUCUUCCAGCCAGAGUUCUUCAUCAAACCAGGGAUCAUCUUCCAGCCAGGGUUCUUCAUCCAACCAGGGAUCAUCAUCCAAUCAGGGUUCCUCUUCCAACCAAGGAUCAUCUUCCAAUCAGGGAUCGUCAUCUAACCAAGGAUCCUCAUCUAGCCAGGAAUCUUCCUCCAACGAAGGAUCAUCUUCCAAUCAGGGAUCAUCCUCGAACCAAGGAUCAUCCUCUAACCAGGGUUCAUCUUCGAACCAAGGAUCAUCCUCCAAUCAGGGCUCAUCUUCUAACCAGGGAUCAUCAUCGACUCAAGGAUCUUCCUCAAAUCAGGGAUCAUCUUCAAAUCAAAGUUCUUCAUCCAACCAAUCGGCCUCGAAUCAAUCCUCCUCCAAUCAGUCGUCGUCUAACCAGACAUCAUCAUCCACUACACAAAAACCCUUCAAACCGGCAGAGAAAUGUGAAAGUGAGGAAACUUUCUUGGCUGACAACGAGAACUGCUCGAAGUUUUAUCGAUGCGUGGAUAAUGGUAAGGGAGGUUUUACAAAAGUAUCAUUCACCUGCCCACCAAACACUCUAUGGGAUCCUGAGGCCAACAGCUGCAACCAUCCUGAUCAGAUCCAGACCAAGCCGCUCAAAUGCAAAAAGGUGGUUAGCCAAGGCGGAAGUUCCUCUAACAGCACCAGCAACUCCUCAAGUAGCUCAAACAACAGUGGUUCCUCUUCGAACAGUGGAUCAUCUUCCAGCUCAUCCUCCAACAGUGACUCCUCCUCCAAUACAGGUUCAUCGUCAAACAGUGGCACUUCUUCCAGCGGUGGCUCAUCGAAUCAAGGCUCAUCCUCCUCCAAUAGUGGCUCCUCUUCCGGCUCGAACUCGUCUGGAAAUCAAUCGACAUCUUCGUCAUCAUCGUCUUCAUCCUCUUCAAGCAAUAACAAUAAUCAAGGUUCAUCCUCAUCGUCCUCCUCCAGCAGCAGCUCGACUUCAACAAAACCAAAUCCCUCUGAAACCUGCAAGGUUAAUGGACAAUUUAUUGGCGAUCGGUCGGAUUGUGCCAAAUUCUAUCGCUGCGUCGAUAAUGACAGAGGUGGCUUCAAUAUGGUACCCUUUAGCUGCGGUCCUGGCACUGUUUGGGAUGCCCAGAUGCAGGCCUGUAAUCAUGCGUGGGCAGUGAAGGAAUGCGGUGGUAUUGCUCCACCUACAACUUCUACGCCGACGACCUCCAGGCCAACAUCCGCAAGCACUUCCAGACCUUCUGACCAAACUUCAACAUCGAGACCCUCAGGUCCGCCCACUACCACACGUCCAGUGACUACCAGACCAACGACUUCUUCCCCAACAACAGCUUCAUCAUCUCAAACAACAUCUCCUGUUACUCAGGUACCCAAUACGGAUGGCAAGUGUCGGUCGGAAGGCUUUAUGGCUGAUCCCAACAACUGCUCCAAAUUCUACCGCUGCGUAAGGAACAACAAAGGUGGCUUCACCCAAAUUCCAUUCCAAUGUGGAGCUGGUACCGUUUGGGAUCAGGAUCUGCAGACCUGCAACCACAACUUUAACAAUUGCAGUACUGGCACUGAAAGUACCACUUCAAAACCACCUUGUGAGCCAGCAACAAAUGGAACAUCGACCACCACACCUCCACCCACCACGACUGAUUUACCAUCCUCUUCAACAACAGGAUUGCCGCCAACUACAACAACCGAAUUGCCUCCAACUACAACCACAGACUUACCUCCUACAACAACUACUAGGUUGCCUCCCACGACAACAACAGGGCUACCUCCGACUACAACAACUAGGCUGCCGCCCACCACGACCACAGGAGCUCAACCCACUACAACAACAAUGAGUUCGGAAAAUGAAACAUCAACGGUAACCACAAGUCCGGAAAGCACCACGCAACCACCGUCUACAACCACUAUGAAACCCCUACCAGCUGGCACGGAAUGCACGGGUGAGGGUUACAUGGCCGAUCCCGAAGACUGCAGGAAAUACUAUCGAUGCAUCAACGCUGGAGCCUCCUACAGAAAGUACAACUUUACGUGUCCCAAGGGCACGGGAUGGAAUGAAGAAGUUCAGACCUGUGACUACAUGGAGAACAUACCGAGGUGCUCGAAGUUUUCCGCUGAACCAAUCACUACGACACCAAGUGAGGAGUCUAAGGAUCCCGGAAGUACCACUCCGCAGUCAACGGAUGAGCCCACCACAGUGACAAAACCCAUUACAAAACCAACCGAAGAACCUUCAACCGAAAAACCGCAAAAGCCGACGACUCAAUAUCCGGAGAAGCCAACCACCACAGAGGAACCAGAAAAGCCCCAGAAGCCGACUACAACCGAGUAUCCUCAGAAGCCAACCACCACGGAAGAACCUACUCCAGAGAAGCCCCAAAAACCCACUACAACCGAAUAUCCUCAGAAGCCGACCACUCAGGAACCCACCACCACAAGUAUUCCGGGGUACAAUCCAACAACAACGUCUGUUCCGGGCUAUAAUCCAACAACAACGACAGUUCCGGUAGAAACUACAACCUCUACUCCUGGCUAUAAGCCAACUACCACCGGCGAACCUAUUACCACGACCACAUUACCUCCCACAACCACCGAUGCCAUUCAAGAGCCCACAACCUCAAAAAAACCUGAACCCACAACAACCACAGAAAGUCCAGAAUCCAGCACACCUGAAGGUUCAGUAACCACUCUUCAGCCGGAGCCACAGCCGAACUAUAACUGCUCUUCGGAGGGAUUCUUCCCAGAUCCCGAGGACUGUAGUCGCUAUUACCGUUGUGUGGAUGCGGCCAAAAAUGGCAAGUAUCAGGUUUAUGCCUUCAAGUGCGGCAAGGGAACUGUUUGGGACACCUCCACCGAGACCUGCAAUUACGCCGAUCAGGUGUCUGGUAAUUGCUCAUCGGGACAGACGACCACGCCGGGAACGACUACGGAACCUGGUACGACGGAGAGCACAACCAGCUCUGGAAAACCUGAAACCACCUCAAAGGUCCCUGAAAACACCACAACAGGAGCUCCUGAAACCACCACCACAUCGGCUCCUGAAACAACCACCACAGUAGCCUCCGAAACCACUACUUCAUGGAGCACAGAAUCCACUACUUCUGGCACAAUCACCACCACAGCCACACCUGAAACCACUAAAAAACCACCCAAGCCUGAAACCACUACCAUAGCUGCGGAAGAAACCUCAACGACGGAGUCGCCUACCACCACAGAGAGUCCUGCUCCCGGUACCAACACCUCAGCUCCUUGCCCCGAAACCGGUCCAGGUCAGAAUGUGUACGUCUGCCCCACUGGAUUCCGCCGGCAUCCGGAGAAGUGCGGCAUGUUCUACCAGUGCAGUGAAAGUGCGGAUAGCAAUGAUCUUAACAUCGUGGUAUUCCAAUGCCCCAACGGAACCGUCUACCAAGACAAGUCCUGCAGCUGUGGCAAGCCGCCGGCAGGUGACAAGUGUUCCAAGGACAUGAAGAGGACCACCAAUUUGUUUGAAGAGGAAACGAAACUUCAGAAUGUGGUUCAAAUAAGCACGACGGAUCCUCUCUGCCCGGAUGAGGGUCACUUCGCGCUCAACAACGACCAGUGCGGCCAGCUGUUCGUCAAGUGUGGAUUCUCGGAGCUGACUGGUCGCAUUGAGGGCCAGAUCCACCGCUGUCCGCAGGGAUUCGCCUACUGGAACGUCAGCCGACGAUGCGAGCCCGCCCGCAAGCUGCCCAACUGCACGCCCACCACCUACAAUGUGGGCGGAAACGUGCCGCUGGAGUGGCUCAACAUUGGCCAUAGGCGCCGCAGCAUGCGCAUUUAAUUAGAUUUAGUCUAGAUUCACUUAGUCGCCCGCCAUUGUUCGUUUGCUGCGCCAGCACUUGAUGGCCAGCUUAACUAGCUGAUUGCGAUCGAGGCAAUAAGCUGACGCGCAGCAAACGAUCGAACAGAAGAGUUAGCUUAGGACGUAGGGAAAUUACAUUAGGUUAAGCACGGGUGCAGCCCUCCGACAAGUGGGAACUUAAAACAAGUUAGCCUAGAAUACAACCAUAUAUUUCUAUAAUAUAUUGCUUCGAUCGUUGGAGGGUAAACUAAAUUCUUGGUGUCGGACUGCGAGCGAGACUGCACUUUACGCAUUUGAAAAGGAAACAAAAGGUUUUGAGUAGUCUUCCUAUAGUGGAAACAGGCACAGCCUUCACUACACACACGUAAAUGCUGUAGCUUUUAUGCAGUAAUUGUAUUUAUGUUUAGAGUUGAAACAUACGUUCUGAACGCCAUAUACAAUGUAUCUUAGACUAUGCUUAAAGAUUAUAAUAAAUUGAAUCAUAUACAGAAAUCGUCGAA